Molecule: messenger RNA, 1331 nt
Organism: Euleptes europaea (tarantolino)
Lineage: Eukaryota; Metazoa; Chordata; Lepidosauria; Squamata; Sphaerodactylidae
Gene: TRNT1
Product: tRNA nucleotidyl transferase 1
Exons: 7
Coding region: 1-1323 (440 amino acids)
Biological process (GO): RNA processing
Molecular function (GO): nucleotidyltransferase activity; RNA binding
Source: RefSeq, a predicted model, not a curated record
AUGCGGAUGUGUCUGUUCCUUCUGGGCUGCAGGACAGGUUUUUCUCUCUUCCACCACAGCAACACCACUGCAGGACUUACAAUCCCGUGGCGGCAUUUAGCUACAAUGAAGCUAGAGUCUCCGGAAUUCCAGUCCCUCUUCACACCAGGAUUGAAUAGCGUAGCAGAAUUAUUUGACAAAGCCAAGUAUGAACUAAGAAUAGCGGGAGGUGCUGUAAGGGACUUGCUCAAUGGAAUGACGCCACAAGAUGUUGACUUUGCCACCACUGCUACUCCGACUCAAAUGAAGGAGAUGUUCCAGACCGCCGGUGUCCGUCUGAUCAACAACCGAGGGGAAAAACACGGCACCAUCACUGCGAGGCUCCAUGAGGAGAAUUUUGAAAUUACCACAUUGAGAAUCGAUCUGAUUACCGAUGGGCGACAUGCAGAAGUGGAAUUCACAACUGACUGGGAAAAAGAUGCUGAAAGGAGAGAUCUCACAGUCAACUCCAUGUUCCUAGGCUUGGAUGGCACACUUUAUGAUUAUUUCAAUGGCUAUGAGGAUUUAAAGAACAACAAAGUCAGAUUUGUGGGACAUGCAGAUCAGAGAAUAAAAGAGGAUUAUUUACGAAUUCUACGAUACUUCAGGUUUUAUGGGAGGAUAGCAGAAAAGCCCGGUGACCAUGACUCCAAAACAUUGGAGGCAAUCAAAGAAAAUGCCAGUGGUUUGGCUGGAAUAUCAGGAGAAAGGAUUUGGAUGGAGUUGAAGAAAAUUGUUGUUGGGAACCAUGUCAAUCAUCUGGUUCGGCUGAUGUAUGAACUUGAAAUUGCUGGCUAUUUGGGAUUACCUGUUAAUGGGAGCUUAAAGGAAUUUGACACAGUCUGUAAAAAUGUUCAGAAUCUCUUUCCAAAACCAAUGACCGUUCUAACAUCACUGUUCAAGGUCCCGGAUGAUGUCUUGAAACUGGAUUUGAGGCUGAAAAUGUCAAAAGAUGAAAAAAAUCUUGGGCUGUUUCUGCUGAAGCACAGGAAGGACUUGGUCAAAGCUUCCGAUGCUGCUGAACCACUUAAACCUUAUCAAGACUACGUUUUAGAUUCAAGGGAACUGGAUGCAACAUCCAAAAUCUGUGAGCUUCUGAAGUACCAAGGUGAAGAACAUCUUCUGAAAGAAAUGCAAGGCUGGUCUAUCCCUACUUUCCCAGUAAGUGGCCAUGACUUAAGAAAAAUGGGAUUUUCUUCUGGGAAAGAAAUCGGGACAUUAUUACAGCAACUGCGGGACCACUGGAAAAAGAGUGGGUACCAAAUGGAUAAGGAAGAACUCUUGAGCUAUGUAAAGAAGGCAUAAAACAAAAC